Blepharisma stoltei is the source of this 2463-nucleotide messenger RNA. NCBI's taxonomy places the organism in Eukaryota, Ciliophora, Heterotrichea, Heterotrichida, Blepharismidae. The record is from the annotation of a GenBank genome assembly.
AUGUUAGCAGUUAACGAACUUCCUCAACAUAUUUCAUUCCUCCAAACUUACCUAGUCCAGCCAUGCACAAGGCAAUGCCACAGCCAACAAACCUGCUUGAACUACCAUUCUCUUUCAGAAAGAAGGAGAAGUCCAUUCCUCAGCUCAGGGAAUCUUGCCUAUACAGCUGUUAUGUGCCAUCAGCUUAUCCAAGGAAAAAAUUGUUCUAAAGGAGACUCCUGCUCGUCCUGCCACACCUUUUCUGAACUUAAUUACCACCCUAGCAAGUAUAAAACUACAUGGUGUAGCCAAGAAGACUGCAGAGGACCGACACUAUGCGCCGAUGCCCAUCGAGAUUUUGAGCCGCUUCGGAUUUUCCAAGCCACCCCUAAGGCCCAUUCUAUAUCUACGCUUGUAGAAAAGCCUGACUCCCCCUCCCCUCCGUGAGCGAACAAGAUUUUUUGUUCGCUCACGGAGGGGGUUUAAAUUUUUUUUUUAAGAAUUUAUAUAUAUAGUAAUUGCCCGAGGAUGGCGCUAUCUUGCGCCAUCCUCAGGCAAUUCCUAUAGAUUUUAUAGAAAAAAUUAUAUUUUUGAAAUUUAAAAAAAUCCUAAUUCGCAGAAAUUGGAAAGCAAAUUUAUAAUUAUGCUUUAAAACGAAAUUUGUUUAAAAUAAAAUAGAAUUAACUAAGAUUUCAUCAUGCUAAUUAUCACUUGUAUAUCAAAAUUUUCCCCAUAAAACAUUUUUCUAUUAAAAAAUUUUCUUCGCUCACGAAGGGUGAAUUUUUGGGGAUUUUUCUAAUGGUUUUCUUCGCUCACGGAGGGGGGAGUGAGCAUCUCAACCUCUCCUAUUUCAAGACUCAGCCUUGCAAGAUUACGACUCCUCACAACCCUAAACAUUGUGAAUUUUACCACUCAAAUCGUGACAAAAGAAGACUAGACCACUACUCUCCAGAUUUAUGUGGAGACGGCGAAAAAGAAGUAUGCGGCAAUGAAGCUUGUGGGAAAUCCCACAAUAGGGUUGAGCAGCUUUACCAUCCUGAAAAAUACAAAACGAAAUUUUGUACCUUUUUCCCUUAUAAAACAGAAAAUUGUGAUUAUGGGAAUUUUUGCAGUUUUGCGCACUCAGAAGAUGAUAUAAAGGUAGAACUUAUUCAUAACUACCCGAGAGACCAUAAUUUUUAUCUGAAUCAUUUUAAAACGGUUUGGUGUCCUUUUAAUGCGCCGCAUGAUAAAGCUUUGUGUGUUUAUGCUCACAACUGGCAGGACUUCAGGAGAAAACCUAAUCAGGUUGACUAUGAAUCUUUGCCUUGCCCGAACUGGAAAUCCUCAACUUUUAUAGAGAUUUAUAUUAAAUAGUCAUUUUUUCUAAUUCUCCAAUUAAAUUGGGGCAAAAAGAUCUCGUCGUGGUUAAUUCUAUUUUAGAAAUUUUUUAGAUAAAAUUAUUUUAAAAUCUAUCGAUUUAAAGUGCUAAUUUGUUCAAAAGCAUUAUAUUUGCACUUCCCCAUUUAAAAUAUAACAAUUUGCAGGUUAAAUUUUUAAUUUGGUCACAUUAAAUUGAUAUCAAGUUAUUUAUAUAGAAAUUAUUAUAAAAAUAAAGUUUUUGUCGAUUUAAAGAUGUCUUAAUUUACUAAUAAAUGGAAAUUUAUACUAUAUUUUUCCACUUUAUAAUGAGAAGGGUAAUUAAAAUAGCUAUUUAUAAUAAAAGUUUAUAUUUUAAGCUACGAAGAAGGCGGAUGUCACAAUAUGAUGAGCUGCACCCGAUGCCACGGAUGAAAAGAAAUCGAAUACCACCCCAGGACUUACAAAACAAGAUCAUGCACGCUAGGCCGGAACUGUCCAAAAAUGCAAGACUGUCCUUUCUAUCACAGCACAAAGGACAGAAGAAUCGUUGAUAGUUCUCCCUUCAAAGAGUACCCAAUAAAUAGCAACUAUAAGUCCCAAACCCCUCAUCCCCAAAAAUGCAUGCUCUCCCCAGACCCUCACCAAAAAAUCGCCCAAACCCCAUUCUGCCUGAAUAAGCCUUUUUCCUUUGGAUUUAUUCCUACAGAAAACGUAGCUGCCGUAAACCAUAUAAAUAGCACAACUGAUGAAUUUGUGCUGCAUCGAGGGAUUGCUGCUAGAAAAGGCUUAUCAGCCGAAGCCAGCAGCUUUAAUUCAGAAAACAAUGCAAAUCUUGACGCUAGAGUCUUGCAAUUUUUGGCAAGGCACAAAUUGAGGCACCUGAAAAAUAUGUUUGUAGGUGUCAAAUGGGAAGAUUUAGGUAGCGUAAAAUUGGACGGCGGGUAUGCAGAACUAUUAUCAAAAGCUUUACAAGAGGAAAAAGCAGAAAUGGAGAUGGCUGAUGAACUUUUUGACCACGUGUUUACAAAAGAGCUGAAAAAUGAGGAUUUAAUUAUCAAUAAAAAUGUGUGGAAAAUGGAAAACCCGAAGAAGGGGAAUGCUCCGGUCACAUUUUCGUCCUUUCCGACUUUUAGUAUUUGGUAA